This is a messenger RNA of Psylliodes chrysocephalus, 1849 nucleotides long. The record is from the annotation of a GenBank genome assembly. Lineage: Eukaryota; Metazoa; Arthropoda; Insecta; Coleoptera; Chrysomelidae.
CAAUUUGUUUGUAUGUGAUGUCACUAAUGUCAGUAUCAUUUCUGGUAGUCAGUUCUUACUGACGUGCUACAUGAUUAUUUUGGCAGUGAUGUUUAAAGUUUUUAAAGAAUAGAUAUUAUUUUCAUCAAUUAAAAAAAAAGUUAAAACAUGGCGGCUAUAAACUACCCUAGUAUACACCCAGGACAAUACCCUUAUAUGGGUAGAAAUUUACCGGGUAGACCAAAGGAAGUAAACUCUCCAAGGCGAAGACAACCUAUACUUUGCCCAACAAUUCAUCCUGGAGUUUACCCACAUUAUGGGAAAGAACCAAAUUCCGGCACUUUGAAAAUGGCUUACGAAGAAAAGUUCCUGAAGAACAAUAUCAAAAACAUGAAGGUUGAAGAUACAAGAAUAGAAGAUGAUCCUGAUAAUAUGCGUUUCUAUACACAAGUGACCAAUCAUGUAAAUUAUCUUCAAAUUCAGAGAGACAUAAAAAAUAAGGUUGCCCAAAAGAUUAAUGCUUAUGAGGAAACCGUGGACAAGAGAAGGGAAAAACUGAAAGAUCUUUUUUACGCUGAAGAACGUCAGUACUAUCAGGAAACAGUUAAACUGGCUUUUAAGGGACAAGAAGAUACAUUUGAACAAAUGAAAAGAACACUAGAUAUAAUUAAGAAGAAGAAAGAAGAAGAAAGGCAACAAGUCGUCCAUAGAAAAAGGAUUGAACAAUAUAUAAAUCUUUGCCAAGAACUGAAACCGGCGCUUUUUAAAAGGCAUCUCAUUGAGUCUAAAAAUGCGCAGUUGCAACAAAUGCGGGAGAAUGAGGCCCGAAGACUACAAGAUAAAGAACUUGAUAGAAUGUGGUAUGAACUCAAUGAAAAGGAACAGAGAGCCAUGAAAGAACGUGAAGAAAGAGAAACUAUGGCGAAAAAGGCUGUACAACUUACUAUACAAGAAACACUAGCAAAGCAAGUUCGUGGUAAAGAACUUCUUAAAGCCGAAGAGAAGAAGAUGAAAAUGGAAGAUCAAUUAGAGUUCGAAAGAAGAAAUGACGAAAUGCGCAGGAAAGACAUUGAAAAUUUAAAGAAGAAAAGAAAGGAAAAAGAGGCCCUCCUAAAAGAUAUUAAAGAACAGAUUCGCACCCAGGAAGAGAUACUCCGUAAACACAAAGAGGAAGAUGAAGAAAUUUCUAAGGUUUAUCAGGAAUAUAACGCAAUUGAGAUAGAAAAAGAAAAAGCAGCACGACUCGCAAAGAUAGAACAAACAAGAAAGGAAUGGGCUACAUUUAAAAAGUAUCUGCAAGAAGUUGAACUUCACAAGAAAAACGAAGAAAAAAAACUUAAUGAACUCAUGACUAUCUUCAGAAAGGAAAUUCAGAAGAAGCACGAAGAGGCUGAAUGCAAAAUAGCAGCUGCCAGAAUGGAGUUGCAUAAGAGCGUUAUUGAAGGUAGAGCUCAACAGAUUGAAUAUAAACGACAAGAAGCUGAAAACCAGCUCAAAGCACAACAAGCUGAGAAUGAGUUAUUACAGAUCGCCUAUGAAUUGAAUAUCAGACUUCAAGAGGAAAGUGAUCGUGUAGAAAUGGAAGCUAUCCAGCAAUAUCGUGAUGAUCUGAAGGACCAGAUAGAAUAUAAUAACAAACUAAGGGAACGAGAACGUCAAGAACUGGAAAGAAAACUACAGAAAGGCAGAGAAGAAGAAGAAAAGUACAAAAAACUUGUACAAGAUAUUAUCAAGGUUCAUACCGAAACACCGUAUAAUAAGCAUCCGUUCAGAAGAGCUUUAGAACGCCACGAUUGUCGAUGCCCCGCACCGUUAUAAAGACUUUUUAUACUUUUUUGUAUUUUAUAUCGAAAUAUACAUUUUUAUGUGU